Messenger RNA from Empidonax traillii (willow flycatcher), 1880 nucleotides. It is a transcript of the gene CHMP2B, whose product is annotated as charged multivesicular body protein 2B. The transcript has 6 exons. The record is from RefSeq and is a predicted model, not a curated record. NCBI's taxonomy places the organism in Eukaryota, Metazoa, Chordata, Aves, Passeriformes, Tyrannidae. Bases 107 to 751 code for a protein of 214 amino acids. Gene Ontology annotation, cellular component: multivesicular body; ESCRT III complex. Gene Ontology annotation, biological process: late endosome to vacuole transport; endosome transport via multivesicular body sorting pathway; protein transport.
GCAGAGGCGGAGCCGGGCGGGCGUUCGUGGCCCGGCCGCUUCCUGGUCACCGCAGGAGGAGGAGGAGGAGGCGGCAGGAGCCGGCUGCGGGGGUGCUGUUGCCACCAUGGCCUCGCUCUUCAAGAAGAAGACCGUGGACGAUAUAAUAAAGGAGCAAAAUCGAGAGUUAAGAGGUACACAGAGGGCUAUAACCAGAGACAGAGCAGCACUUGAGAAACAGGAAAAACAACUGGAACUGGAAAUAAAGAAAAUGGCUAAGACUGGUAACAAAGAAGCCUGUAAAGUGCUGGCAAAACAGCUUGUGCAGCUGAGGAAGCAGAAAAAUCGGACAUACGCUGUCAGCUCUAAAGUCACUUCUAUGUCGACUCAAACGAAGGUCAUGAACUCUCAGAUGAAGAUGGCAGGAGCUAUGUCAACUACAGCCAAAACAAUGCAAGCAGUUAAUAAGAAAAUGGAUCCACAAAAGACACUACAAACUAUGCAGAAUUUCCAGAAGGAGAACAUGAAGAUGGAAAUGACUGAAGAAAUGAUUAAUGAUACUCUGGAUGAUAUUUUUGAUGCUUCUGAUGAAGAGGAAGAAAGCCAAGAUAUUGUUAAUCAAGUGCUUGAUGAGAUUGGAAUUGAAAUCUCUGGCAAGAUGGCCAAAGCUCCCUCAGCUGCCAGAGGUUUACCAUCUGCAUCAACAUCAAAAGCUGCCACCAUAUCAGAUGAAGAGAUUGAACGACAGCUCAAAGCUUUGGGAGUGGAUUAGCUUGAUGGCAAUUUAGAGCCUGCCUUCUAAUUAUUCAGCUGUAGACAGAUGCACAAAGUGCAAAUACUCUUUCAGUGCAACUGAUUUCUAGGAAAACUCUGAAGCUUCAGAAAGGACAACUUGAAGUUGGUACUGGAGGAAGGAGAAGUGGAGGAUGUAUUAAAUCAAUUCACAGAGAGAAGUACCUUUGGUAUGUUCAUUGCAUGGACUCUGACUCUGGAUCAACGAGGGGUGUAGUUCUAAUGAUAAAUUCAUUUAUACCCCAUCCAAAUCUGUCCUCCAAAUUCAAAGUUUUCUUCUAUCUCAGUUCCUGAUAUCUCUCUAGAACUGGCUGUUCUGUGGCUGGUGAUGCCACCUCCUAGGACAGCACCUGUGUAAGAUUUAUCAUUUUUACAAAACUAUCCCUAUAGAAACAUUCUUUGUCAUUUUAGCACAAAUAAAAAUUCACCUUUGCUCUUUAUUAGAAACUAUUUUUUCCAUGAGAAAUAGCCUUGAAAGUCUAGCAAAUUUAAGCAGAAGGAAAAAGCAUUUUAUAUAAUUCUUUCAAAUUCCUGUAGCACCUUUUGAGUUGAUUAAAUAAUAGCUGAUUAUUCUUCUUACCGGAAGGGAAGGAUAUGCUCCUUGUGCAGGUAAUUUUUCUGGAAGAGGAUUUACGUUUGUUAGUGAACUUUGUUGCAUGAAAGGCACUGAUUGAACUCCAUUGUACUGUAACAUAGCUGGUUUCAACAGAAUUGCUGUGCCUUUAUGUACAUAAAUCUUGUACCUUUGUGAUUUUCUUUCAGAAUGAGUUUUUGAGAGGUGAGUAAACUUGUAAUUAGGAUUAAAAAAAAAAUACUAUGGUGAGACCUCUCUGUGCACCUGAUGGGACUCAGUGCUGGAGCUGAGAAAUGCACUUGUUCAAAAAAUGCAACUUGUGCACUUGCAAAAAGGACAUUUGCCUGAAGCAACAUUUGUAUAUAUUUUACAGUAUUUCUUAAUGGAAGAUAACUGUGCAUAACUGUAUUGUUUGCUAAGAAGCAAUUGAUCACAUUGAUAAGCUAAAUUAAGUUUUAGUUUUGAGAACACUUUUGGAUCAUAAAUGAUAAUUCCUUGUCUAAACACUAUAAUAAAAGUGUUCUGGUUCCGUGAA